This is a messenger RNA of Racocetra fulgida, 1221 nucleotides long. The record is from the annotation of a GenBank genome assembly. Lineage: Eukaryota; Fungi; Glomeromycota; Glomeromycetes; Diversisporales; Gigasporaceae.
AUGGACUCUGAAGAUAUUAUCGAUUCUGAUAUUUUAGAUUCGAAUGAAGAUUUUAUAACACCUCCUAAGAAUUUUGGUACACAUUGGACAGGUUUUUUGCAUUCAAAACAACUUAAAAAUGACAAAGCUCGACGAUAUAAUGCAAAGUGUACAUAUUGUGAUCAAAUAUUCGAAGCACGUAAAGAAGCGAUGACAAAUCAUAUAGUCAAUAUCUGUCGUAAAAUUCCAGCUGAAAAUAGAAUAAUUUAUUCUCGAAUAAUUAAAGAAAAAUCUGAACAAGUUACUAAAGUUUCUACUCACAAAGCAGUUUUAAUGACUGAUUAUUUUGAUAAAGCUAUUAUUCAUCGACAUUUUCUUGAAAAUGAACAAUUUACUAUAGUUCUUCGAUAUAUAGUUGAUGCGAUUGCAAAACUUGAAUCCAAUAAUACGACUUUAGGUGAUAUAUUUGCCAAAUUGUUAGUUAUUUAUAAAAAAUUAAGAUCAAGUGAAUUUGAAGAUUUUGAUUAUGGAUUAAUUGAUCAUGCAAAAGAUAUAGUUAAUUUUCGUGCAAAAGAAUUUGAUGAGCCUAUAUAUUAUUUAGCAUUUUUUUUGAACCCAAAGUUUCGUAAAGCUGCAGUAUCAAAAAAACUAACCUUUGAUAAUAUGGUAGUUUAUGCGUUAACAUUCGCACAAAUAUGGAAAUUUACAUAUGAACAAGCCAAGCAAAUUUCACAAAAGUUAUUAGACUAUUAUAAUAAUGAUCCACCUUUUAACUUAACAGUUUUAGAACCACGAUUAUAUUGGAAAAAAAUCUCUCAUCAAGCUGGAGCAUUAAAAGUAUUAGCAUUAAAGAUAUUUGCAAUUCGUCCUCAUUCUGCUGAAGUAGAACGACUUUUUUCACGUAUGGGUAUGGCUAAAACAAAAAUUCGAAAUCAAUUAUCCACUUCAACAUUAAAAAUGAUUUCACAAAUAAAGCUCACAUUGUCUAUAGAAGUUUCUAAAAAAAAUCUUAAAGAAAAAUUAGUAACUAGAGAAAAACAAGAUAAUGACAAUUUAGAUGAUUAUGAUACAUUAUUUUCUUUAGAUUUAAUAGAUCUAAUUAAUGACGAAGAUAAUGAAUUAGAAUUUAAUAACAUUCAAGAAAUUGAUUUAGAACCUAUACGAAAUAAUUCAGAAUUAUUUAUGGAAGAUCAUUUGAAUUGCGCUGAUAAAUUAAUAACUUUUACCCCGGGAGAUGUCUAA